AUGGCGCCCAAGACAAUCAUCGUCACCGGCGCAUCGCGAGGCCUCGGUCUCGCAAUAUCCAAGUACCUGCUCACCACCACCCCGCCCAACAACGUGAUCCUUGUGGCCCGCACCGCCGAACCCCUCCAGCAACUCAAAGCCCAAUACCCGGACCAUGUUGACUACGUCGCGGGCGAUCUGACGGACUACUCAACUGGCGAGAAAGCAGUCAAUCUGGCCCUGUCUAGGUUCGGCGGUCGACUCGAUGGCCUGGUCCUGAAUCAUGGUACGUUGGGCCAGGUGUCUGUGGUCGCGAAUGCGGAUUUGGAGCAGUGGAAGAACGGGCUGGAUAUUAAUUUUGUUAGUUUUGUGGGAUUUACAAAACUCGCUCUCCCCGCGCUGCGCGCCUCCAACGGGAAAAUCAUCUUCACGUCCUCCGGCGCCGCGACCUCGGUCACAACCGGAUGGACAUUAUACGGCGCCACGAAGGCUGCGGUCAACUACUUUGCGCUCGCGCUCGCCCAAGAAGAGCCCGAGGUGACGUCGGUGUCUGUGCGGCCGGGCAUGGUUGAUACGGAGAUGCAGCGUGAGAUCCGCGAGGAUCACAAGGACAAUGUGCCCGCAGGCGCGUUUGAUCGGUACGACGAAGCUUACAAGAAUGGGAAGUUGCUGAGGCCUGAGCAGCCGGGGCAUGUUAUGGCUAAGUUGGUGCUGGAUGCGCCACGGGAGUUGAGUGGGAGAUUUAUAACAUGGAACGACAAGGAUCUCGCCGCAUUCCAAGAAUAA
Molecule: messenger RNA, 765 nt
Organism: Talaromyces atroroseus
Lineage: Eukaryota; Fungi; Ascomycota; Eurotiomycetes; Eurotiales; Trichocomaceae
Exons: 4
Coding region: 1-765 (254 amino acids)
Cellular component (GO): intracellular anatomical structure
Molecular function (GO): oxidoreductase activity, acting on NAD(P)H, oxygen as acceptor
Source: RefSeq, a predicted model, not a curated record